Messenger RNA from Dentiscutata erythropus, 359 nucleotides. NCBI's taxonomy places the organism in Eukaryota, Fungi, Glomeromycota, Glomeromycetes, Diversisporales, Gigasporaceae. The record is from the annotation of a GenBank genome assembly.
AUGAUGGGAAAAUCAAUAUUAAUGAUAUUGAACAACUUACUAAAAUUAUUAAUGAAUUACCACAAGACAACACUGUAAUUAUUUAUACUAUGUCAGUUGAUUACAGUUUUUCAAAGAUGGCUGAGAAAAAAGGUGAAACUUUGCCAAAUUAUGUUUUAUUUACUGAUAUUAAGCAAAUAAAUUGCAUUAUCGAAAGAUACUUUAUAAAUAAACAAGAUUUAAUUAAGGAUAACAUUCAUAAUAUAAUGAACAGAAUUGAAGAAAUUGACAAUAAGUUUGAUAAAUUUGAGGCACAAGGAAGUAAGAAUGAAUAUAUUAGAAGUAAUGUAAAAAAAAUUACAGAUUUAGAAAUAAAAUAA